Chroicocephalus ridibundus (black-headed gull) is the source of this 2049-nucleotide messenger RNA. It is a transcript of the gene TAF6L, whose product is annotated as TATA-box binding protein associated factor 6 like. Lineage: Eukaryota; Metazoa; Chordata; Aves; Charadriiformes; Laridae. Gene Ontology annotation, molecular function: RNA polymerase II general transcription initiation factor activity; protein heterodimerization activity; transcription coactivator activity. Gene Ontology annotation, cellular component: SAGA complex; transcription factor TFIID complex; SLIK (SAGA-like) complex. The transcript is spliced from 10 exons. Gene Ontology annotation, biological process: transcription initiation at RNA polymerase II promoter; RNA polymerase II preinitiation complex assembly. The record is from RefSeq and is a predicted model, not a curated record. Bases 54 to 1904 code for a protein of 616 amino acids.
AUUUGCAUGACCCCGCCCCCCGGUGGGCGGGGCGCGGCGGGGGGCGCGCGGCCAUGGCGGAGCGGGAGGAGCGGCGGUUCGUGGAGCUGCCGCGGGAGUCGGUGCGGCUGAUGGCGGAGAGCGCCGGGCUGGAGCUCAGCGACGAGGUGGCGGCUCUGCUGGCCGAGGACGUCUGCUACCGGCUGCGGGAGGCCACGCAGAACAGCUCCCAGUUCAUGAAACACACCCGGCGGCGCAAACUCACGGUGGAGGACUUUAACCGGGCGUUGCGGUGGAGUAACGUCGAGGCGGUGUGUGGCUACGGCUCCCAGGACGCGCUGCCCUUCCGGGCCAUCAAGGAAGGCGAGCUCUACUUCCAGGAGGACCGAGAGGUCAACCUGGUGGAGCUGGCCCUGGCCACCAACAUCCCCAAGGGCUGCGCCGAGACGGCCGUGCGAGUGCACGUCUCCUACCUGGAUGGAAAAGGCAACCUGGAGCCGCAGGGGGCCGUCCCCAGCGCCGUCUCCACGCUGACAGACGACCUGCUCAAGUACUACCAGCACGUCACCCGGGCGGUGCUGGGCGACGACCCCCAGUUAAUGAAGGUGGCCCUGCAGGACCUGCAGACCAACUCCAAGAUCGCCGCCCUCCUGCCCUACUUCGUCUACGUGGUCAGCGGGGUGAAAUCCGUGAGCCACGACCUGGAGCAGCUGAACCGGCUGCUGCACAUCGCGCGGAGCCUGAUCCAGAACCCCUUCCUCUGCCUGGGCUCCUACGUGCGCAGCCUCGUCGGCAGCGUCAUGUACUGCGCCCUGGAGCCCUUGGCCGCCUCCAUCAACCCCCUCAACGACCACUGGACGCUGCGGGACUACGCCGCCAUGCUGCUCAGCCGCGUCUUCUGGACCCACGGCGACCUGGCGAGCGGCCUGUACCCCCAGAUCCUGCUCUCCCUGCAGAAGGUGCUGGCCGACCCCGUGCGGCCGCUCUGCUCCCACUACGGCGCCGUGGCGGGGCUGCACGCGCUGGGCUGGCAGGCGGUGGAGCGGGUGCUGUACCCCCACCUCCCCACCUACUGGGCCAACCUGCAGGCCGUGCUGGACGACUACUCCGUCUCCAACGCCCAGGUCAAGGCCGACGGACACAAGGUCUACGGCGCCAUCUUGGUGGCUGUGGAGCGGCUGCUGAAGAUGAAGGCUCAGCAGACGCCGGUGUCCGGCACCAGCCAGCGGCCGGAGGGUUCCCCGCGGCGCAGCCCCCGACCGGAGCCCCCCCCCGAGCCCGGCCUCGGCCUGGGCCGUCCCCUGCUGCAGCUGGGGGGGGGCGGGGGCCCCCCGGCGUCCUCCCCCCCCGCCUCGCCCACCCCCUCCCUCCGCGACAUGUACCGCGAGCUCUACGACUUCUUUGGCGACAGUUUGGCCACCCGUUUCGGCACCGGGUUGCCACCGGCCGCCAUCCCCCCACCCAGCACCCCCGAAGGGACCCGGAAGGAACCGGCAGCGGCUUUCGGCGGCGAGGGGGUGACGCGAAAGAUGCCCCAGCUGACGGCCAACGCCACGGUGAGCCCGCGGGAGGAGGAGAGCCCGCGCUGCGAGCUCCCGGCCGCCCGCCCGGCGCUUCACCGGCCGGCCAGCUUGCCACGGCCCCGGGGCGCUCCCCGCCAGCCCGGUGGCCACCGUCCCGGCGCUCGGGAGGUCUUCCAGAAAUGCCGUUUUGCUCCGCGGGGCGCCCCGCGUUUCAGCUUCAUUAUCGCGGGUCGUCAGGCCGGCCGGCGUUGCCAAGGGCGGAUGUUCCAGACCAGUUUCCCGCAACAUCACGGACCGGGGCACGUCUCCCGAUACGCCCAAAAAUUGCCCAUGAUCGGCCGAACGGCCCGGCCGGCUCGGAGAUGGCCACGCGCCGAGUAUUCCCUCCAUCUCCUCCUCUGAGCCGGCUGCUCCGUGUCCCUGAGCCCCGAUUGUGUCUUCCCCCAGCGGCGCCGGACCGGUGCAUCCCACGUCAUGGGGGUCCGUGGCUGCCACUGGCCAUGGUGGCCUCCAGUGGUCAAUAAAAAGGCGUUUGUAGGAGGGUUUG